Messenger RNA from Drosophila willistoni, 7091 nucleotides. RefSeq lists its product as uncharacterized. The coding region runs from base 35 to 6724 and encodes 2229 amino acids. The transcript is spliced from 10 exons. The record is from RefSeq and is a predicted model, not a curated record. Lineage: Eukaryota; Metazoa; Arthropoda; Insecta; Diptera; Drosophilidae. Gene Ontology annotation, biological process: regulation of transcription by RNA polymerase II. Gene Ontology annotation, cellular component: piccolo histone acetyltransferase complex.
CAUACACUCACCCACAAUAACAAAAAAACACAAGAUGUCGAAGUUAUCGUUCCGUGCCCGCCACUUGGAUCCGUCCAAGCAGAUGCCCAUCUACUUGGCCGAAGAGCUGCCCGAUCUACCCGAAUAUUCAGCCAUCAAUCGGGCUGUGCCGCAAAUGCCCAGCGGCAUGGAAAAGGAGGAGGAAUCAGAGCAUCAUCUGCAACGAGCCAUCUGCACGGGUUUGAUCAUACCCACUCCCGAGGUUCUGCAAACAAAUCAACCCUUCUAUGAUGCCUACUAUCCGCCGGAUUAUAAAAUGCCACGCCAAAUGAUUCAUAUGCAGCUGCUUGGUUUGGAUACCGAAGUGCCGGACUAUGAUAUGGAUAGCGCCGAUGAGGAAUGGCUAAAUCAACAACAGCGUCUAGAUCUAAACGAACUUAAAUUCGAACAAAUGAUGGAUAGGCUAGAGAAGAGUUCGGGACAAACUGUUGUUACCCUCAACGAGGCCAAGGCGCUGCUCAAUAUGGAUGAUGAGACAAAUAUUGCUGUCUACGAUUAUUGGCUCAACAAGCGGCUGAAGAUGCAACAUCCUCUCAUACUCACUGUCAAGACAGAGAGUCGUCCUGGCGCUAGCUCCAAUAAUCCAUAUUUGGCAUUUCGUCGACGAACUGAGAAAAUGCAAACCCGCAAAAAUCGCAAAAACGAUGAGGCCUCCUAUGAAAAGAUGCUGAAGCUAAGGCGUGAUCUACAGCGUGCCACAACCAUAUUGGAAAUUGUGAAAUGUCGUGAGGAAACGAAACGAGAUCACUUAAAAACGACAGUGGAAAUAUUCGAGAAACGUGUAGAAUUGCGUGACUUCAAUGGUGCUGUGUACAAUGAGCUGAAUGCUCAAUAUAAGAACUCGAGACCCGCGUAUAGUUCAAUGUAUACGAAUCAAUACUCACAAGGCUCACAAGUAGCAGUUGGAGGAGCAGCCGGUGCUGGGCAAACGGCAACGGGUGCUCUAUUGGCUGCAGCAGGAGGUGGCGCCAUGGGUGUCCUACCAGCAAUAGCAGCAGCGGCAUCGCAGUACCUGACAGCGUCUAAUAUGACAAUGGAUAACAUCAAUGCUGGCAGUGGAGGAGUCAAUCAUGGCAGCAGUUCCCGCAAGGAGAAGAGGCCGUAUAAGAAGCGUAAACAUAAAUUGCCACGGGAUAAACAUUCGCAUCAAUCGCAGCAGCAGCAACAACAGCAGCAGCAACAACAACAACAGCACCAGCAACCUCAUAAUCAACAUUCACACACACAGCAGCCGCAUUCACAACAGCAGCAACAGUAUUUGCCUGGUUUGGCUCAAUCUUCGAACGCAUCAGGCGCCUCUCCUGCCCAUCAUUUAUCGCAUUUGCAUCAUUUGAAUCGCCAGAGUGCUUCACCAGCCGCUGGCAUCGAUUCAAAUGUCGACAGUGAAGAAGAUGAUUAUCUGGGUAGCGGUGGAGGUGGAGCCACCAACGGCAAUCGCAUGGGAUCCGAGAGUGAAGAGGAGGCGCCAUUUGCAUUUAGACGCAAGCCAACUUGUAAUUACCUGCGGAUACGUCAAAGAGAGGGCCAUUGGCCCUGGGAAACUCCCGAUGAUGAGCUGGAGCCGAAGGAUAUUGUGUCGGCCGAUGCUAAAUAUCGUUAUACGCUUACAUCUCUGAACUAUCCCAGACCCCGCUGCAUUGGUUUUGCCCGUCGACGACUUGGGCGUGGUGGACGUGUCCUCUUGGAUCGCGCUUCAACGAAUUUCGAUGAAUUUUGGUCACAACUGGACUACACCGUAAUGGAGAGUGUAGUUACCGACAGCUGCAGUGGACCGAAGCAGGUGAAACAAGAGCGCGGAGAGCAACAGCUGCUGGCUAAGCCGUGUUCGCCACCCACAGUUGUGGAUCUGGUACCUAAACCGGCCGCUCUGAAUGAGAGUAAUAACCAAAUGUUGUUGCCGCCCGAUCUGGUUAAGAAAGAGGUGUCAAUGGAUGCAGAGAAACCUAGCCUGCCUGCAGAAUCAGUUGGGGAUCACAUCAAGAACGUUGAUCAGGACGAGGAGGAGGAGGAAGAGGAGCUGGAACACGAUGAGGAUGACUUGCUCACAGAAGAUGAGAAUGUAUCCCGUUUGAGUAUAUAUAGUUCGGCUGUGACGUUGCCACAAAGUCCCCAUGACUUGCGUCUAAAGAGACGACGUCGUUUGCGUCGAAAGAAACAACAAAUGAGAGAAAUGAAUGCUGCUAAAAGGAUGAAGGCUGCCGCUUCGGAGGAUACAAAUGGAUUGGGAGAAGAAGCAGCAGCAGCCGGAAGCAUGAAACCUAUUUUGAAACCCCUGCCCAAGUUAUAUUUACAUCGUUUGCUUAUGGCAAUGAAUUCCUUUGAUCGUCAGCAUAUCAAAGAGGAAAAGGACAAGGAGCAGGAGCAACAGCAGCAGCAGCAGCAAGCAGCGACGUCAGAUGGUGACAAGACAAAAGAUUCAGAUGUGGCGGAUUCUGUUAAUCAGGAUAUGGAGUCAGAGCUGGUGCCGCGUGUUAAUCAUCAGCAUCAACACCAUCACCACCGUUCCAAUAACAACAACAACAACAACACCGUGUUGAACAACAACAACAACAACAAUAGUAGUAGUAAUAGUAAUAUGAAUAAGAAUGUUAGCAUUAGCGAAAAAUUCAAUGUGAUAAAAAUGGAGGCCCAGGACGAUGAGGAUGAGGAUGUUAAUCAGCGGCAUGAGCUAUCAGAGGCAGUCAGUGGCGGAGAUACUGUUUCUGUGAUAGAUGAGCAGCCAGUGGCCUCCACAUCGGCAGCAGCAGCAGCCGCCAGGGCGGCAGAAGCAGCAGCUGCCGCUGUUGCUGGAGCAGCAGUUUCGGCUGGCUCUCUGGAACUGGAGGAAGUGGCCAAGACGAUAAAACGUGAAUUAAUCGAUGCCGAUGACUCCAAUGAGCCAUUAAGUAGCAUAAGAACAUUAGCCACCGCUUCAGCCUCGACCCAGCCAACAACAACGUCUCAAACUCAAUUGGAGCCCGAUUCUGAUCCCAUGGACGAUGAGGCCGAGGAUGAUGUCAAUCUGGCGCAAUUGAGUAACAUAAUUAGGCAUACGGCUGUUAAAAAGGAACUGCAGGCUCAGCAGCAGAAGCAACAACAGGAACAGUAUCACCGAGCUCAGGCUCGGGAACGUGAGGAGGAUGAUUACAAAUUCUCAUCAUCCUCAUCCUCAACAACAUACAAUCAGAUGCCCGAUGUCAUACGCUUGAGAAAUCUUCGAAAUGCCAGACAUUUGCAUAUCGAAGCCCCUACACCACCCAUUGAAGAUGUGGGCCUCGAUAUGGACUACCUGGGUGGAUUGUCACCCACCUCCAGUCAACGUUUGGAUAUCUGCAAUGAACUACUAUCCGAGAUUCGUCGAGAUUGGUUGCACUUUCGACCCAAAACGCCGACAGAUGAGCUAUCCGACGAGGCGGAGACCGAUGAUAUGGACAGUAAAAACGGAAGAGUGGUGGAUUGGACACAGGAUACUCCUAUUAGCGUAGAGCUAAAUCGUCUAGUCGACGACAGGCGUAUCCAGGACGCGGAUCCAGAGGCUGGCUCCUAUUUCCUGACUAGCGCAUUUAAGUUCACAGAUCUCGAUUCAGAUGCACAGCUCCUGCAACCGGUAAUUGCCGGCCAGCAAGAUGAUGCCCGUGGCUGUAGUAAGAGUCCCAAUUUGUCGGGUUCCGGUUCUGGUUCGGCUCUGGAAUUCAAUCUCAGUGGCGGGGAUUCGCUUAACGAUAUCAACAAUCUGUUGGGCGAUGCCGAUGAAGAUGACACUGAUGAGCAUAUGCUGGAUAACAUUCUACAGGAAUGCGCCAUGGAUGAUCCCAAGGCUCUUAAUCAGGCCACUAACUUUUGGAAUGGCAUUUUGGAUGGCGAGGCGGCUGUCGAUGAGGUGGAUGAAACAGCUGCGGAUCAGCUACUCGAUUGCAUGACGGAAAAGAAACUCAAAAUGGGUAAUGGUGGUGGUGUUGGUGGUGCUGGAGUUGGAGAAUCUGCAUCCAGGCGCGCUGGACGCCAGCGAAAAGCAAGACUAGCAAGUAGCCCGAUAGGUAGUUCUACAUUCACAGUAUGCCCAACGGUGAAUUCUCUUCGAGAGAGUGAAAUCUUCUUUAGCCAGGUGAAAGAGGUCACCAAAGAGGAGCCACCACAGGCCACGGAGGAAACGUUGGUGCCAUCUUUGGCUUGUAUGCUGCCGGUUAAGGAGGAGAAGGAAGAGAUUACUACAUCGGAUGUAAUGGUGCCAUCGACUCCAUCCUCUAUACCCGUUGUGGCUACUCCUGUUGCUACUGUCGUUCCUCCUCCGCCUCCUCCCUCACUAAUUCAUAUACCCGCCCAGAUUAUUAGCCAAAAACCGACGCCACCGACGCCAACAAACACGUCUACACCAACUCUCACUGCAGUUUCAGUUCCGGUUCCGGCUCAGCCUCAGCAGCAGCAGCAACAAGUGACGCAAUUGCUCAAUCAAAUUGCCCCUCAGAUAAUAGCCCGAACGGAAUACAGCGGUGGAGCAGCAGUUGGUGACAUUGUGACCAUUACACCUCAUCUGAGUAGCACUCCAUUGACGACAUCUUCAUCCCCUGCGUCAUCCUCCGCCUCCCCAUCCGCCACUCUGACGGCCCAGCAGCAAUUGCAGCAUCAAUUGGCUCAGGCUCAACUUCGGAAUGUGACUGUGCAGCAGAGACAGGCUACGCCUCAACAACAGCAGCAGCAGCAGCAGCAACAACAACAACAAACUGUCCAACAGCAGCAGCAACCACAGCAACAGCUUCUCUUCCAAAUGCAGCGAGAGAUUAGCACCACACCAAUGAUCACCUCGUCCACACGAUCCCUAACACCGCUCAGUGCUGGCACUGGCAAUCAUAUGAUCUAUACCACCAGCAGCGGUGAGCUAAUCUCGACCACAAACUCUGGCCAAAAAGUUACCUAUGCCAUACAAAAGGCGACACCGGGUUCAGUUGGUGGCGGAGUAACUGCAGCCGGCAAUGCUGUGGGAGGAACUACAAUUGGCCCCAAUACAGUGAUUACCCUGUCCAAUGUGAAGCUCCAGAGUGACGAUAACACGGUGGUUGGUGGUGGAACUGGUUCCAGUGUCAAUAUCAUCAAUACAGCCAGUGGACAACAGUUGGCCGUGCACAGUAUAGCGGGAAUGCAGCAGCAGCAAUCGACGCCUCUCAUGGUCACGGCUCCCACUCGAAAUAACGUGCAGCAGCAGCAGCAACAACAACAGCAGCAGCAACCACAAUUGGUCCAACAACAGCCAAUUGUGUGGCGACAAGUGAGUGGAACGAAUACCGCAGUGGCCACCACAGUUGUGUCCACCACACAGGAUUCAUCCUCGCCAGCGGCGGUGGGCAAUAAGAUUCUGUGGACAAGUAGACCCACCGGGCAGCAGAAGCGCCAGAUCAAUGGACCUGAAAAUACAGACAUCAACAAAUUGUUGCUUAAUCGCAAAUUCUCUCAGCGCAAAUUGGUUACCCAAGCCACCGGAGGACAACAGGCGGGUCAGCAGCAGAUACAAUUGACAAAACAGCAAUUGCAGCAACUGGUGCAGCAGGAGGACGAUGAUCUAGUGGCCACCACCACAGGGACGGUGGGUGAAGAAGUCGAUAUUAGUGCCCUACUUCACACAUCUGAAAUGUACGAUCGUCAGGGAAGGCAAAAGAUUAUCAAGAUGUCCGCCAAUUCGGCAGCAACCAUUGCGGCAAAUCACAAUUAUAGUUUGCAAUCGGCUCCAGCUUUAAUAACCACCUCGCAGGCGGCACCAGGCCAACAGGCCAACAAAAUAUUCCUUACCAGCAGCAAUAGCGGAGGUGGACCCCUGGCCAUUGCCAGUGAGUUGCAACUGGUGAAGCGUCACUAUAAAGAGCUGCCGCUGCCCAAUUCCAAUCUCAAGUUAAAUUUCAUGAGCAGCAGCGGCGGAGGAGUCGGUGUGACGGGAGUCGGCGGCGAGACAACAACAACAACAUUGGUGACCCAAGCCCAACAGCAAGUGGGUGCCACAACAGUUCUACUGAAUAAGACAACAGGUGCCCAGAUGCAGGCACAGCAGCAGGCAGUGGCAGUGGGCACUGGACCGCAUCAAAAGCUAAAAAUGGUGACCACUGGCAAUUCCCAGACUGGUGGCGAUAAACGCGUUCUCUAUACCAGUUUGUUGAAUGUCAAGCCGCUGCACAAGAACAACAGUGGCCAGAUGCAAAUGCAAUUGGGUCCAGGGGGAUUGCAACAAGUGUUGAGAGGACGAAUCAAUAAUUCGGCUAUAUUCACCAGAACCCUUCCGCUGGGCACCACAGUCAACAGCACGGGGGGCGGCAAUGGCGGGGGCGGAGCAACGGCAACCACAAUAAGGCAAUUGGUUACCACAACCUCCGCAAAUAAUGCCAAUAAUGUGAGCUCCAGUGAUGGCGCCAUCAUCAAUGCCAAGGAUAUGGGCAAGACUCUAACGGUCGAACAGGUGAUAGCCAGUGCUAAUAAUGGUGGUGUAGUUCUGCCCACCAAUCAAGCAACUAACAACAACAACAACAAUAAUAAUAACAACAACAAUGGCGGAGGAGCCGGCGGAGGCGGAGUGGGUGUCGUCGAUGUUGGUGGUUCGGCAACAGUUAGUUCCACCACAAGCAGCAGCAAUGCAACGGUCGGAGGAACUGGAGUUGGAGCAGGAGCAACAACAGCAGCAGGAGGAGGAUCAGCUAGUCAAAUGACAUCCACCAUCAAUAGAUGAGACGCGGAAGCUAGCUAACCUCGUGUUUGCCCACUGAAUCUACCCUUGCCCAGCGGCUCAUCAUCGCUCAAUCUGGCCAACAGUAUGCCAUGUGUGAUGUUUGCCCUGGAUCAAUUGCUAAGGCCUCAAUGCUGUUGUGCACUCUGUACGGUUGGUGGCAAGCAGGCCAAAGCCUGAAAAAGGAACCCAAAAGGACACACACACACACACACGCAGAGAGGUCGGAAUUCCCCAGCAACAACAACAACAACAAAAACAAAAACCAACAAUUAUGUAGAUUAUAAAUAGAAUUUCAUAGGAAACUCCCCCUCUAAAUAUGCUAUACAAAAUUUAUAUGUAUAUACAUAUAUAUGUAUGUAUGUAUAUA